Molecule: messenger RNA, 1668 nt
Organism: Colletotrichum higginsianum IMI 349063
Lineage: Eukaryota; Fungi; Ascomycota; Sordariomycetes; Glomerellales; Glomerellaceae
Product: Cysteine synthase K/M:Cysteine synthase B
Exons: 7
Coding region: 1-1668 (555 amino acids)
Cellular component (GO): cytoplasm
Molecular function (GO): cystathionine beta-synthase activity; cysteine synthase activity
Source: RefSeq, a predicted model, not a curated record
AUGCCACACGAACAACGGCAACCGUUCAAUGCUAGUUGUAUUAUGGAUACCCUAAACGUCUUCCGCGGGCCAGAAUCCGUGGCCAGCUAUUACAACCCUGACAACAGCCCGCCGCUGCCUCUUGUCGAGAUUCCUGAUCGUCUGAAUCCGUUCAGACGCGAUGGUGUGAGAAUCUACGCCAAGCUUCUCACGGCAUUACCAGCGCAGAAUGUGAAGUCUUUGCCGGCGUUGGGAAUGCUGUUAGCCCAAACAAACGCCGCCGACAAGUCCAUAGUCGAGGCAAGCUCAGGAUCUACUGUGUUGUCUCUUGGCAUAGUUUCUCGCGUGCUCUGGGGAAACGAGAGCGUCACCGCUUUUGUGACGAACAAGAAACAUCCCGAUUCACUCAAGCUAUUGAGAUUUUUCGGUCUCAAAGUGUCUCUGUAUGGAGGGCUUGCACAGCAAGAGCCGACAGAUCCACGGGGUAUCAUGCAAAGGCUGAGAGAGAGGGCAGCCCGGGACAGCCAAAUUUGUUAUCCAGGACAAUAUGACAACGAAAAUAACUGGAAAUCCCAUGAGCGUUGGACUGGGCCUCAGAUCCUCAGUCAGCUCCCUGAAAUCAAAGUCUUCUGUACGACCGUAGGCACAGGUGGUUGUAUCACGGGUACGGGAAAGUAUUUGAAGUCCCAGAACCCCUCAAUACAGGUCGUCGGUGUCUUCAAUGUCUUUGGAGACCCAACGCCUGGUCCUCGACACUUCUACGGUUUUCAAACUUGUGGCUUCCCGUGGAAGGGGACAGUGGAUGUCCAGCAGGAAGUCUCGUCGGCUGAUGCCUACCGCAUGUCGAUGAGGCUUUCACGCGAGGGUAUAAUCGCAGGCCCCUCGUCAGGGGAAGCUCUCCAAGGACUUUUAGAUUACAUCGCCGAAGCCAAGUCCGGCGGCAAGCUUCAAAGCCUGGCCGACGAUGCCACGGGAGAGGUUUCUUGCGUCUUCACUUGCAGUGAUCUGCCGUACCAGUACUUGGACGGGUAUUUUCAGAAGCUCGCCAAAGAUGAGUUCUCGCCCAUCGAGAACGAAGACAGACACGACGAGCGGUGGAUCCUGGAUCCCCGAAAAGCUGCCGACAUGCUGAACACCAGGCGUAUGUCCGACGCCAGAAAGGAAGACGAAGCCUACGACACGCAACUGAGCGAGAAGUCGGUGCCGGUCCAAAGCCGCACAUCCAGGAUCAAGAGCGGCGGGAAGGCCGGUUUUACUGGGUGGAUCAAGACUUGUUUCAAGGGCGUUGAGCCACAGGGACAGGGGAACUCGCUGCAAAAGCCCAAAGACGAGUCACUGUUGGUUUUGGACCUUCGAAGCGCCCAGGAAUUCUCAAUACGGCACAUCGAAGGAGCCCAUCGGGUAUCCUUGGACGCUCUGUGCCCCGGAGCGGCAGCUGGCGUCGACCUGUUUGGAGACGCAGACGCCGUCCACAGGGUCUGGACCAACUUGCAGAUGAUGUUUAAGGAUGGCCCAGCAGUAGGCGUGCUUGAAAGGGCAAAGAGUCGCGGGGUGCCAGUGCUAGUCCUUUGCUAUAACGGCGAAGUAUCACGCCUGGCCACCUCGCUGCUCAGGGGCAAAGGGGUUGAGGCGCUCAGUGUAGGGGGUGGAGCCGACGAGCUUUGGAAAGCAUUGGAUGUCAAGGAAUGA